AUGAGAACUUCACACGACCUCGACAAAGAAGGGCACGCUGCUAUGCACAAGGAGCUUGCUGAGGAGACGGUCCACGAGGCUGCUGAGCGUGGACACCAGGCAACCGACCAGUAUUUUGAUGCCAAAGCUGAGGCCAAGCUACGCAGGAAGAUCGACUUCAUGAUUAUCCCUACUAAACUUACUGGCUACGACUACAAUGCGAUCCUAUCAGUCUUCUACGUCUCGUAUAUCAUUUGCGAGAUUCCUGCGAAUAUGUGCUGCAAGUGGCUCGGACCCGGAUGGUUCAUCCCUGGAAUAUCUCUGGCUUUCGGUCUCUGCUCCAUCGCCACCGCUUUCGUCCAUAACUUCAGCCAAAUGUGCGGCGUCCGAUUCGUGCUUGGUAUUUUUGAGGCAGGUAUGCUUCCUGGAAUUGCCUACUACCUUUCCCGUUGGUACAGAAGAGCAGAGCUGGCAUGGAGACUUGGUCUUUAUGUUGUAGCAGCACCUCUUGCUGGCGCCUUCGGAGGCUUGUUGGCUUCCGCUAUCUUGAGACUGGAUGGCUUCGCUGGGCUCAAAGCUUGGAGAAUGAUUUUCGCUAUCGAGGGAAUCAUUACUGUUGGCCUUGCAGUCAUUUCCUUCUUCACAUUGACCGACAGACCUGCAACCGCCAAAUGGCUCUCCCAGGAGGAGAAGGAUCUCGCGAUCUCUCGCGUCAAGUCGGAGAGAGUUGGGGCCACCGAGGUUCUGGACAAAUUCGAUCGCAAGAAGAUUUUCAAGGGUAUCUUCUCUCCUGUUACUCUGGGCACGGCUACAAUUUUCCUGCUCAACAACGUCACCGUCCAAGGUCUUGCCUUCUUUGCGCCCACUAUUGUUAAAACAAUCUACCCUCACAACACGGUCGUCAGCCAGCAGCUUCACACUGUUCCACCCUACAUCGUUGGAGGCUUCUUCUGUUUGAUGUUCCCAUUCAUCAGUACGAAGACAGACUGCCGUCUCCCCAUUUUGAUUUGCUCAGCCCCUCUGAUCAUCAUCGGAUACAUCAUGUUUUUGGCCACUGAGACCGCCGCUGUCCGCUAUGGCGCAACUUUCAUAAUCGCCAGCGGUGCCUUCGCGUUUGGCUCUCUUUGUAACGCUCAAGUCAGUGCAAACGUAGUCUCAGAUACCGCACGCAGUUCCGCCAUCGGCACCAACGUCAUGUUCGGCAACGUCGGUGGUCUUAUCGCCACUUGGUCGUUCCUUCCCUUCGACGGUCCCAACUACCACAUUGGCAAUGGACUCAACUUGGCUGUCGCCAGCACCGGACUGUGCCUGUGCAUCUUGCUGUUCUUCUGGAUGAAGAGAGAUAACAAGAAGAGAGAUGGCAGAGAUGUUGAUCAGGAGUUGGCUGGUACCACUCUUCUUGAACAGCAGGAUAUGGACUGGAAGCACCCUAGUUGGAGAUGGAGACCUUGA
Aureobasidium vineae is the source of this 1431-nucleotide messenger RNA. The record is from the annotation of a GenBank genome assembly. Lineage: Eukaryota; Fungi; Ascomycota; Dothideomycetes; Dothideales; Saccotheciaceae.